CCAAAGAGCCUUCUCCUUGCAGAUUCCUAGGCCCUGAGAUGAAAUGACUGCUCAACUGUUCGUGAAGUUUCCAGAAUCAUUGAUGUGCUUGGACUGUGGCCGAUGGCCCAGGGCACUGACCACGCGAGACGGACUCCAAGAAUUGCACAGCUGCCAGUGGCCUCCUGAGCAUCGAGGGGCAGCGCAUCUGCCUCCAGGAAUGUAGGGCUCAGAGACACGGGACCAGAAAUCCUCAGGGAGGCUGUGGCUUUGCUUCCAGAAGAUCCUGAGAGCUCCAGUGUCCACUUCUUGCCAUCCUUCUGUAUGAGUGGGAAACCAACCCAGGCCACCCUUGGGGGCAGGUCCUGGGACUUCUUGGAGCAGAUGAGCCUUUAUCCAUGCGACAGAACAGGAGGUACCUACUGACACCCAUGUCCUAGGAUAGACACAUCUGUAUGUGGGUGCGAGUUCCCCAGAUCUACAGCUGCAGUUCUCUUCCAACUGCACAUUCAAGACUGGAUGAAUUCCAAGUGGGGUCAGAGUCACUGUUUCCCCAGGCAACGAUUUCCCCCAAGUGGGGCUGGGGCUAUAAUGUAGAGUGGAGAAAGAAGAGGAAAAUCAGAGUCAAAGAAGAAAUUGGUAAGGGCUUGGCCUGGAGGUGCCCCGUUCUGUAGAUUCCUCUUCCACUAUCUACUCAUGGCUCUAAGCCUGUACCCAGGGGCACUGGCUUGAGCCUGAGUCCUGUGUGACUCAGGGCUGUGUGACCCUGGACAGGUCUGCCAGCUUCUCUGGUUCUCAGUGUCUCCACCCAGAAAGAAAACCAGGGAAUGGAUUCCAAUCCUGCGUCAGCCUGAGGGACCUGUGCUUUUCCUGACAUGCCGGGGAGUCAGGGCCAAGCUGGAAUUUAGCCUGUACCCCUUCUUGUUCCUUCUCUGCUGGGGCUUGGGGGUUCUUCCCUCAGGAGGCUCCCAUAGUGCUCUGAGGACCCUACUCCCUGUGUUUUUUAAAGCUACUUUGCAAUGCCUGCUUUACCACCACUUACAGAGCACCAGGUGCCUCACUUUCUCCUGCAAACUCAAGGCAAUUAUUUACACAGGGCACAUGUAAGGAACAGCUGGGCCUGUCCAAGCCACAGGAGUCCCUGCUCCACGGAGGAGGGCAAAGUCUGGGGAGAAGUUGGAAGUUUAUAAAAGAAUGAGUUACCCAUGUACGCAUCAAAGCACUCUUCCGCUAGAGGAAAACAAAGUGACACUUGUUCCCACAUUGCCUGGCCUGGCGGGAGGCCAGCGCUUCUCCUUACCCUUGCCUCUCACACCUACCUCGUCCCUCACCUCCACCCCUCAGCAGUUGCCCUGACUAGAUACCAGAGGGGCCAGACUGCUUCUGGUAGAAAAGGAAAGGAACAGCCAGGAAAUGAACUGGGGUCUGGGCAGGGUGGCAUUGAGUGGGCAGAGCCAAGGACAGAUAAAAAUGUAGCAUGGUCCUUUCACCUCCUCUGGGGAAACUAGAAUUCUUGUCCUUUGUGCCCUCCUCACUUCUCUGAGGUAACUCUGGCCACUGAAUGCCCAGGAUAUGAACCCUAGAAACACAUACCAUAGAAGUUCCAGUCUAGCCUUUACCUUCACCCCAACUUUGACCCUUAAUUCUAAGACAGAGGACACCCUAAACUCUGGACAGAAAUGGUUCUGAGAGUGACCAGUGAAGGCUGGGUCACCACAGGAAUCAGGAGAGAGUGGCCAGUGUCUACAGAGCUAUGACUAAGAAAGGGCUGAGGAUGUGGAAUCUGCCUUAGGGCCUGAGGUGCCAGGGCCCCUGCUUUUUCUAGACCAGCGGUUUUCGACCUUCCAAAUGCUGCAACCCUUUAAUACAGUUCCUCAUGUUUUGGCGACCCCCAACCACAACGUUAUUUUUGUUGCUACUUCAUAACUAAUUUUUCUACUUGUGAAUUAUAAUGUAAAUAUCUGAUACCCAGUCCUUGUGACCCACAGACUGAGAACCAGUGUUCUAGACUGUUUCCUUUCUCUGGAAGGAGGACAGCAUGAGAGAAUAGCUAGGGAUUAUGGUUAUUCUGGUCUUACUCGGAGUACACCCUGUGAGCUGCACCAAAAAGCCACUGAGCCAAAUAUCCGGAAGCAGCUGACUCCCUGAGGCUGUUCAUAUCUAAACCGCCAUCCCAGCCUGGGUCCAGCACUGUCAGCAUCCGACACGAGACUGGGCUUGGAGAACAUGACGCACAUUCUCAUUACAUAACACUAAGUUGCACCUAGCUUCUCCCUGGAGGCACUGGGUCACCUCCACCUAGAAUGUGACUUCAUCACUCAGCUGAGAGACGAUGAGCUUGCAUGCCUUCAGGCGGCAGAGGGGACCAACAACUCGUCCAUGGGAUGCCCUGGGACCUGGGAUGGGCUGCUGUGCUGGCCCCCAACUGGCUCUGGCCAGUGGGUCUCCCUCCCCUGCCCUGAAUUCUUCUCUCAUUUUGGCUCAGACCCAGGGGCUGUGAAAAGGGACUGCACCAUCACGGGUUGGUCUGAUCCCUUCCCACCAUAUCCCGUGGCCUGUCCUGUGCCCUUGGAACUGCUAACAGAGGAGAAGUCUUACUUCUCCACGGUGAAGAUCAUCUACACCACAGGCCACAGCAUCUCCAUUGUAGCCCUCUGCGUGGCUAUUGCCAUCCUGGUUGCUCUCAGGAGGCUCCACUGCCCCAGGAACUACAUCCACACGCAGCUGUUUGCUACUUUCAUCCUCAAGGCCAGUGCUGUGUUCCUGAAGGAUGCUGCUGUCUUCCAGGGUGAUAGCACGGACCACUGCAGCAUGUCCACUAUUCUGUGCAAGGUCUCUGUGGCCGUCUCACAUUUUGCCACCAUGACCAACUUCAGCUGGCUGCUGGCAGAAGCCGUCUACCUGAGCUGUCUGUUGGCCUCCACAUCUCCUAGGUCCAAACCAGCUUUCUGGUGGCUGGUUCUCGCUGGCUGGGGACUCCCUGUGCUAUGCACUGGUACGUGGGUGGGCUGCAAACUGGCUUUUGAGGACACUGCGUGCUGGGACCUAGACGACAGCUCCCCCUACUGGUGGAUCAUCAAAGGGCCCAUAGUCCUCUCUGUUGGGGUGAACUUUGGGCUGUUUCUCAAUAUAAUUUGCAUCCUGCUGAGGAAGCUGGGGCCUGCACAAGGCGGCUUACACACACGGGCUCAGUACUGGUACCAUUCAUGUGUGUGUGCAUGCACGUGUGGAGGUGCCAUGUGCGUGUGUGAGUUCAUGUGUGUGGCAUGUGUGUGUAGUAUAUAUCUGGGGAACCCACUUGGAAGGUACUUGGAGGGAAUGACAUUUGUUUUUGUCUUGUCCAGCAACUAUUUAUUACCCUGGUCCUGUCCUCUUCCUCAAGUUCCUAGAGAGAGAACAGAUCUGGGCCCUUCGUCCCAUGAGAUUACAGUACAGGAAAGUGGCACACGAAACUGCCAGUUACCAUGGCGAGUGGCUGACACAGGCUGUAUUUAUUUCUAUGAGGGCUGGAGGAGGAGGUUAUGUCUUAAAUGGGAGGAGAGAGCAGUUAGAGAAGGGUUCCUGGAAGAGUCAGACUUUAAAAGAUGUACAGAGACUCUGGGGUAGCCGGAAUAACUGCAUGGCCACAGUAGAGUGAUGGCCCUUAGUAAAGAAGCCCAGAGAUUUGUGUGGAGGACAGAGUCUCCAGGAGGGAUGGUGAUGGACAGCCUCAGAGUCUAGAAUUUGUCUUCCCCAAGGCGGCUUUCCAAAUCAACACUUCUCCUUAUCCCGCUGUUUGGAAUUCAUUACAUCAUCUUCAACUUCCUGCCUGACAGUGCUGGCCUUGGCAUCCGUCUACCCCUGGAGCUGGGACUGGGGUCCU
This is a messenger RNA of Rattus norvegicus (Norway rat), 3841 nucleotides long. NCBI's taxonomy places the organism in Eukaryota, Metazoa, Chordata, Mammalia, Rodentia, Muridae. The record is from RefSeq and is a predicted model, not a curated record.